Molecule: messenger RNA, 3376 nt
Organism: Dryobates pubescens (Downy woodpecker)
Lineage: Eukaryota; Metazoa; Chordata; Aves; Piciformes; Picidae
Gene: RECQL5
Product: RecQ like helicase 5
Exons: 19
Coding region: 7-3150 (1047 amino acids)
Biological process (GO): double-strand break repair via homologous recombination
Cellular component (GO): cytoplasm; chromosome
Molecular function (GO): 3'-5' DNA helicase activity; nucleic acid binding; four-way junction helicase activity
Source: RefSeq, a predicted model, not a curated record
UCUAAGAUGAGCGGUGAGGUCCCCUCGGGCCUGGAAGGCAGGGUCCGGAAAACACUGCGCAAGGUCUUCGGGUUUGAGUCCUUCAAGACUUCCCUGCAGGAAAGUGCAACCAUGACUGUGGCAAGAGGUGAGAAGGAUGUCUUUGUAUGCAUGCCCACAGGGGCAGGGAAAUCUCUGUGCUACCAGCUUCCUGCAGUUCUGGCAGUGGGCAUCACCAUCGUCAUUUCACCUCUGAUUGCACUGAUCCAGGAUCAAGUGGAUCACUUGCUGGCUCUGAAAAUCAAAGCCUGCUCUCUCAACUCCAAGCUCUCUGCCCAGGAAAAGAAGACCAUCCUGGCUGACUUAGCAAGCGAGAAGCCCCAAGUAAAGCUCCUGUACAUCACCCCAGAGAUGGCAGCUGCCUCUUCUUUCCAGCCUACCCUGAACUCUCUGGUGACCCGAAACCUCUUGUCCUACCUGAUCAUCGACGAGGCCCAUUGCGUCUCCCAGUGGGGACACGAUUUCCGGCCCGACUACCUGCGGCUGGGCGCCCUGCGCGCUCGCAUACCCAGCACGCCCUGCGUGGCCUUGACUGCCACUGCCACCAAGCAGGUCCAGGAGGACAUUGUGGCAGUGCUCAAGCUAAAGCAACCACUUUCCACAUUUAAGACUCCUUGCUUCAGGUCUAACUUGUUCUAUGAUGUGCAGUUCAAAGAGCUCUUGACCGAUCCGUAUGCCAACCUGAAGGAUUUCUGUCUCAAGGCACUUGAAGUGAAGAACACCCCUGGGGUGUACUCUGGCUGUGGCAUUGUGUACUGCAGGACCAGGGAUGUGUGUGACCAGCUGGCUAUUGAGCUGAGCUACCGAGGAAUGAAAGCCAAGGCAUAUCAUGCAGGCCUGAAGGCAGGUGAGAGGACUUCAGUCCAGAAUGAAUGGAUGGAGGAGAAGAUCCCAGUUAUUGUAGCAACCAUCAGUUUUGGAAUGGGAGUAGACAAAGCAAACGUCAGAUUUGUGGCCCAUUGGAAUAUUGCUAAGUCAAUGGCUGGAUAUUACCAAGAGUCUGGCAGAGCUGGGAGGGAUGGGAAGGCAUCCUUCUGCCGCCUCUACUACUCAAGGAAUGACCGGGAUCAAGUCAGCUUCCUGAUUAAGAAGGAGCUCUCCAACAUCCAGGAAAAAAAAGGGACCUUAAAAGAGUCUGACAAAGCUGUGAUGACCGCUUUUGAUGCCCUUGUGAACUUCUGUGAGCAGCUGGGGUGCCGGCACAAUGCCAUAGCCCAGUUCUUUGGAGAUGUCUCCCCACCUUGCAACAAGGGCUGUGAUUACUGCAAGAACCCAGGGGCAGUGAAAAGGCAACUGGAGUCACUGGAGCACUGCACCAACAGCUGGAGCAAAACCUGCAUUGGGCCCACAGGCUCCUCCUGGGACAGAUACGACCCGGAGCUGUACGAAGGUGGGAGGAGAGGCUGCGGAGGUUUCAGCAGUUAUGAUGAAGAAGGCAGUGGGCGAGGGGGCGAAGCUGAUGAGGAGAGUCGGAAGCGAGAGUGGAACAACUUCUACCAGAAGCAGAUGAGCCUGCGCAGGGGCAAAGAACCAGAAAAGGAUGAUUUUGUUCCUCCCAGUGCAGACUGUCCCUUGAAGGAUGCCUCCAGCAGGAGGAUUUCCAAGCUGACGGUGAAGGGACGGGAACACUGCUUGAAGUUGCUGGAAGAAGCUUUGAGUGCCAAUCAGAAGAUACCAGCAGCAGAAGGCAAAGGGUCAGACCCUCAUGCCUGUGCUGUGGAGCUGGAGUAUGAAGUUUUCCGAGUCAGUAAAAUGGCCAACUUCUACAAGGCAGGUGUGCUAAAGAAGGUAGGAGAAAUCAACAAAGCCUCAAAACAAGGAGAAUUGUUCUCAGUCUUUGGGUCUGGAACUGGGGACAAAAGCAGCUCAGAAACAAAACCUGAAUCUCCAGCAGAAGCUGAUUUCCUGCCUGCCUCCCAGGUUUACUCGUUCAAACCCAAGCGUGUGGGAUUAAAACUACCAGAGGCAUCCAGCUUGUUCCAGACAGCUUCUGAACUGCUGAAGGGCCAGGAGAAGAGCAAGGUAAAGCCAGGCAAAAAAAAGGCAGCUUGUCCAAACAGGCAAGACAACAGCAACUGCAGUCAGGAACUGGACACCAGAAAACCUGCUCUCCAGAAGGAAGAAACAGAAACCAAAGCAAGUAGUGAGGGUGCUGGGGCAGAAGUACUGCUGCCUGAAAAGAGGCGACAGCAGCCCAGUCCAGAUGCAAAAGCUGCCCUUCAGGAGAGCCCUGCUAAGAAGUUCAAACCUAGCAAGAAGCAGAAAAUGCUUGCAGAAGCAGCUAGAAAGGACUCCCAGGAUAUUUUCAAAUUCUUCUCCCUUCCCAAAGAUGCUUCUAAAGCCAAAGGCUGCAGUUCAGCAAAGGAAGAUGGCUGUUCUGCAGCAGCACUACCUCAGGUUUCUUCCCAAAGCACGUGUCAAGAAAACCCAAUACCUCAGGAAAAGGAAGGCAUCUCUGGAGAAGAUGCCACUGGACACUCCCAGGCAGAGAAUGAAGAACUGGGGGCCAUGGAAGUAACACUGACUGAGAGAGAGGAGGAUUUUAAGACCCAGCAGGCUGCUGAAUGUGAACUUCCUCAGGAAGACCUUGCUGUAAAAUCCAGCAGUGUUACUGAAGAUGCUGCACAAACUGAGCAAACUGUUGCUGGGGAAGGUGAGAGUGGGAAGAGACCAGGAUCAGAUGAGGAUAUGGAAAGUUCUGCAGCAAAGCAGCUACGGACAAUGGCAAAAUCUUCUAUUCUAUCCCAGCCAGAAAGCAAAGGUGUUGGUCCUUCAAAGAAGAAGGUGACUUUUGAUCCAAGCCUAUCACAGUGUCAUAAAGAAGGAACCAGCAAGACUGUGCAGCCAGUGACCAAAGGCAUGUCCCUCAAAGAGACAGCAGACAUCGUUGUCAAGUAUUUGACCCCCUUCUACAAGGGUGGCAAAUUUGCUUCCAAGGAUCUGUUCAAGGGCUUUGCUCGGCAUCUGUCUCACCUCCUGACCGAGGAGCAGAACCCUGGCCGCAAGACUGUGAAGGAGGAAGCACAGAGACUCAUCAAGGAGUUUUUCAAGACACGGGUCAGGUGUGAGAGCGAGGCAGACUGGCAGGAGCUGCAGAGCUCGGAGAGCUGAUCCAUCCUGUUGGUUGUCUUCCUUCCUCCAGCAGUGGGACCAGGGGAUCCUGAAGAACUCAGCCCUGGAGGGUUUGAGGAGCCUGCAGAAGUGAGCUUUUGUUCCUCACUGCUGCCCUUAGCGACGUGCACCUUACUGUGAGCUCGUGGAGAGUCCCUCCGAUCAGCAGGGUGCUGAAGCCCUCCAGUGUCGCUUGCCCAGAAGGUUGAAGGCUGUAUCUGCUGUG